UCACUCACUGAAAACAACACAAAUACAGCUUUAGUGGGAGGGGAGGUCAGAGAGACUCCAUCUCAUAUCCUGGCACGGUCAGAGGGCUCUCCCUGUCUCCUCCCCACAGGGACACCGAGUGGGUAAGCCUCCAGUGCUCAGCUAUCCUGAGGGAAAUUCGGAAAUUAUUGCUCAGGAAAUUGGGAAAGCCAGCCUGUGUGUGAUCACACCCUCAGUGCUACACUGGAUCUCCCAGCUGAGCGUGCUCGUGGCUGGCUGUACCAUUCAUAUCUGCUGUGUUCACACACACUUCUGCACCCGGGUACUCACCACCAGCACGGAACCGCACAGGGCUGGGCUGGAAGGACUCCAAAGGCCAUCUCGUCCCAGUGCCACACCAGCCCUGUGUGGCUGUGCUGAACUGGCCACGGCUCAGGAGCUAAACACAGCCAUCCCAGCCCCUCUGAGGAGCAGCUGGAAUGCCAGGGGGUGAUCUUCUGCCAAAUUUAAUGCAAUGGAUAGAGUGGGUUUACUCCUAAUGUGACACUUUCAUUACAAGUUUUAACUGGGAGUUUACAAGAUAGUUCCCACAGUUUGCUCUGGGGAUCAUAGUGACAUCAUUAACCAGCACUUAUAUCACUGAAUCAGGAUUUGAUAUGAAACUAUUUUCAUGGGGCAUUAGAUACUGAGAGUUUAUCAGUUUUAUCACAGAAGAUUAGGCUACAAAAUCAUUAUCUGAAACGAGCAAGUAAGUUACUAUUUAAUAAAAUGAAAGUGUGUGACAUGGGUACAAUGUUUCAAUUGCAUUUUCUCACUGCUUUAACAGGUUAUACUGAUGUUUCGUAGGAAAACAAUAUUAAUUUGCAAAACAACAUUAGACAAUUUUACAUCAUAGUAAGUUCAUUUAAGAUUAAUCAGCACCCAGAAAGGUACUACAAAGAUGCAUCACGCAUGAACACACAUUCCCUUUUUUACAGAUACAUUUCAGCAAAACCAAACCAGUGCACGAGUGCAUUUCCCUGCAGUAUUUUUUAAAACAUAGGGCUGAGCACUGACCGGUGACCCAGAGCACAAUUUACCCCCUCAGCUAAGAGGAGGGUAGAAAAGUUUCUCCAGAAAUACUUGUGCAGACUCCGGAGGGGAUGCUCAGAGGAUGUUCCACAGGAGUGCCCUGCCAAGGACACAUAAUUGACCAGGCUCACAGCAAGGUAUGUGGGGGCAAAAUAACAGAAUAUUGCUGAACAGCUUUUAUUGGGCAGACUGAGGAAAUAAAAAAACCUGACACCUCCACAUAAAGUUAAACCUCCACCUUUUUUUUUUACUCCGCUCCCAAGGCUCCUGUUUCACAGGUCAGUGUCUGACCAAAGAACUGCAGGGCAGGAGAGAAACGUGAGGAAGAACAGGCAACACACACAGGGACGGAGAAGAUUUAAAUUCUAGGAUGGGGAACAGCCAGACCACUUUUGUAGGCUUCUCCAAUGCUGCUGCUGUCAAUCAAAUACAGGACAUUAUUUCACACAACUGUGUGGUGAUUUUCUCUAAAACAACAUGCCCAUACUGCAAAAUGGCAAAAAACCUGUUUGAGGGUUUGAAUGUGAAUUACACAGCUGUGGAACUGGACACAAAUACAAACGGAAGGCAGUUCCAAGAUGUUCUGGAACAGAUGACUGGUGGCAGAACAGUCCCAAGAGUGUUUAUCAAUGGGACUUGUGUUGGAGGUGCAACAGAUACUCAAAAGCUUCAUGAGGAAGGCAGACUGCUUCCUUUAAUUCAUCAGUGUACCAUGAAAGGAAACUGCUGAGCAGCCAGCUUUGUCUUCCUUUGCACGAACAGAAUUUCAGAUGAAUUCAGGAGAUCACAGACACACGGCAGGAGCUGCACUCACAACCUCAAACCAUGGCUUUCUGAAUUACGGAUCACUGCCAGACCUCAUGGACUCGCUGAAUUACUUGGUGUCCUUGCCUCAGCUCUCCCACAACCCAGACAGUCAUUAGCAAACAGGAUGUAACUCGUGGGGCUCUUAGUGAGACAGUGAUGUCAUUCCAUGGUGAUUACAUCCUGCUCAGGGAAGUCCAGGCUCUGCAAAAAGAAUCCUGUGGAUUUUGCUGCACGUUAGUUGCUUUCUAGCUUUGUCUCAAUAAAUGGUCAGAUUAAUGUAAUGGUUUCUUUAAACAUAAUUCUCUGUCAAACUGAAGUGUAAAGCAAACCCAGUUUGUAAUCAGUGGCGUGUGCAUGUCUGCUUCUCCUGUAUCCCAGUCCUAUCCCUCAGCUCCCACACUGUGUGUCCAAUGGAACAGCAAAGGGAAUAAAGGUUCUGGCAGCUCCCA
Prinia subflava (tawny-flanked prinia) is the source of this 2306-nucleotide messenger RNA. It is a transcript of the gene GLRX2, whose product is annotated as glutaredoxin 2. Gene Ontology annotation, molecular function: protein-disulfide reductase activity. Bases 1421 to 1780 code for a protein of 119 amino acids. Lineage: Eukaryota; Metazoa; Chordata; Aves; Passeriformes; Cisticolidae. The transcript is spliced from 4 exons. Gene Ontology annotation, cellular component: mitochondrion. The record is from RefSeq and is a predicted model, not a curated record.